GUGCAGUCUGAGCCGUGUGUGUGUGUAACAUGCACAUUAGAAUCUCAUCUAUCCCUCACCCCACCCUUCACAGAGUAUUAUCCCCACGCUGAAAAGCAAUGCAAAAAUCAUUCAUGAAAAAAAAACUGGACCCGAUAACUUUAACAGAAUCUGGAAAAAAAGGCGUAUGGCGACAGUCGAUAUUAAAACAUGCAGAGGCAGACGAGCUUGGGGCCUUACUGAGAGGAAUGAGACUGCAGCAGAGGCGAGAGGACAGGGAGAGAAAUGCUUACUGCAGCCCGCCACACUGAGCCAGAUGCUUUUCUUUUUCUUCUGCAUGCUUGCCCCCCUUCUGGGUUCCUGCUCUUUGAGUGAUCAGCUGAUGAAGAGGCUAGCAGCUCGCCGCUAUGCUGGCUUGCUAAUUCUCUCCCCUCCAGCUGCAGCUGCAGCCGAUCCAGCUACAACCCAUCCUGAUCCACAGAGACAGACUGCAGACUGCAGCCAGGUGGAGGAGAACGGGGUCUUGGAGGACAUGGAAGAGGACAUCAGCCUGAAGAAACGGAAAGGUGAUCACCACGGCAACAAAGACUUAGAGUCACGAGACUCCGGCCAGGAGGCUGAAGGAGAAAAGGUCAAAAAGCGCCGGGGACGACCUCCGGCGGAGAAGCUGCUCCCCAACCCCCCCGAGCUCACCAAGCAGCUGAGCACACUGGUGGAUAUGGUCAUCAACUACAAAGAUGGGUUGGGCCGUCAGAUCAGCAAAGGCUUCAUCCAACUGCCUUCAAGGAAGGAGGUGUCAGAGUACUACGAGCUGAUCCGAAAGCCUGUGGACUUCAGGAGGAUCAGGGAGCGUGUGCGCAAUCAUAAGUACAGGAGUGUGGGAGAUCUGGAGAAAGACAUCAUACUGCUGUGUCACAACGCCCAGACCUUCAACCUGGAGGGAUCUCAGAUAUUUGAGGACUCGAUUGUUCUCAAGUCUGUGUUUGAGAGUGCACGACAAAGGAUUGUCAUUGAUGAUGAGGUGAAACAGGACAGCACUGCCAUCCGUGAUGACGGAGGUCGAGACAAUCAGUUGGUUUCAUCAGCAGUGAAAAUGGCAACAAAGCAGGGGAAACAGAGGAUGAAGGAGGAGAGAAGCAGAAAGACGAAGGUCAAGAAGACAGUCUACAGUGAUGUAGACAGCGAUGAGGAUCUGGAGGACAAUACAGCUAAAGAUGAGGGUUGACCUGUAGGACCAACGCUAGUUCAUUUAUCCUCCUUAUCCUCUUUCUUUCUAUCCACUGUGACUGUUUUGCGUUGCAGCUUAUUCAUUUGCUCACCUUGCAACAGGUUUGUCUCAUCUCAAGUCAAGAAAGCUACUCAAAGGAAUGUACAUAACUAAUUAUGUUGGUCCUCAAGUAAUUAAUGCAGCCUCAAAUGUUCAUCUCCUUUUACUAUUAUUUUGGAUUUUUUUUUAAUGAUGUUGCUCCCUCGGUCUUCAUAUGAAAGCUACUGUGUGUAUCCUUAAUGCUUUACCAGAGGAUAUCUCUCCACUCUUUUUACAUUAGUUGUUUAUUUAUUUGAACGUGUUAUUACUGUAUGUGUGAAAUUAGAAUGUAUUUCUGCUGAGACGGAGACCACCCUCAGAGAGUGGUGCCUGUUGAUAACAUCUCUAUGUGUUGUGUACAGGUAUGGGAGAUGUCAGAACAUGGUUGGUCAGCUCUUCAAUAUGACCAGGAUGGACACUCAAAAUGUGUGGAUUUAAAAUGAAAUUUGAUUCUGUAAUAAAACUCCAAAUAGGGGAAGUGUAUUUGAACAAUAUUGUGUAUUCUGAACGACCUGACCACCAACGUUGACUUCAAACUUAAUAAGCAGUUACAAACAGAUAAAGUUGUAUCACUUCAGGUGUAAGUUCUAUACUUUAUAUUCAUGGGCUUUUUGUAUUAUUUUGCGUCUUUUUGAGUUUGGCUUAGAGUGGCAACUAGCAAGUCCCAGGUGACAAACAUGAAAGAGAAAAAAAGAGAGCUCUCCCAGCAGGAGACAGUAUG
Messenger RNA from Oncorhynchus tshawytscha (Chinook salmon), 2006 nucleotides. Its product is annotated as probable global transcription activator SNF2L2. Lineage: Eukaryota; Metazoa; Chordata; Actinopteri; Salmoniformes; Salmonidae. Gene Ontology annotation, cellular component: RSC-type complex. Bases 167 to 1204 code for a protein of 345 amino acids. The transcript is spliced from 7 exons. Gene Ontology annotation, biological process: chromatin remodeling. Gene Ontology annotation, molecular function: protein binding. The record is from RefSeq and is a predicted model, not a curated record.